Molecule: messenger RNA, 4071 nt
Organism: Symbiodinium natans
Lineage: Eukaryota; Dinophyceae; Suessiales; Symbiodiniaceae
Source: the annotation of a GenBank genome assembly
AUGGGCAAGAAGCCUUCUCCCGUUCCCAAAAAAGCUGCAGUCAAGAGCAUUGCGAAACCAAAGGCGAAGCCCAAGGCGAAGCAGCUUCCAGAGAAGCCGACUGCAACCACAGCAGACGAUCGAAAGAACAUGUCUGGCUUCGUCACGUCCAUGAAGUACAAGCAAACUGCCCAGAACAACAAGCACAGCACCAUAGCUCAGAAGUUGCUGGAGGACUUGACGUGGGCGGCGGCAUACAUCGAGACGAGCACUCAUGACGAACAAACAGAACGAGAGAAAAUCAAAGGCAUGUGCACUCGCAAAGAAAUUUUGGACAUGGAGGGCAUUGACACGGAAGGAAUGCCAGAGAAAAUGACCCUCGUCGCCGACCACCGCAUUCCCCAGAUGAAGAAGUACUACUACGAGCACGAUGCUAAGAUCAAGGAACGGGAAACAGACACUCGAAGCCAGUCCAUGAAUGUACAGACCACUGGCUUCAAGAUGGAAACCGCGCAAAAAAUGCUCACCCAUGUCGAGUCCGACCCGAACAUCAAGAUUGAGAACCCGUGGCAUGUAGAGCUCAUGGUGAAGGUAAAGGCUGUGUGGCAGGCUAAGGGCAAGCUAGAUAAGGAGGAGACCCUGCUCAAGGACACUUUGGCUGACUUCGAGACGGCCGUGCACGGGAAGGCUGGCUUCGACAAGAUCGUCAAAGAAUACGAAGUCAAGCUGGGAGUGCUCACCACGUUCCUCACCGACCUGAGAAAGUCGUAUGCCAAAGUCAGCAAGAUCGAUCCUUCGGAUGAAGCCUUGUGCAAGACUGCCUUGGCUGAGUGGCAAAGUUUCGGAGAGCACAUGUUGAUUCACCAGGUGUGUUUCUUCGAUUCGUCGUGGACCCACAGUUUGCAGCUUAUGUCGGAAUCCCUCGAGGUCGUCACGAUGAAUUUUCCUCAUGUCGGGGGUGAUCUUGCUUCAAUGCGAUUUCCCCUAACAGCACUCUACAAGGGACACUGUGCAAAAACUUCUACUCUCGAUGCCAUUAUGCACGUGUUGGCCUGGUCGCUCACCUGCCUUGCUGAAGGUGUUUUCCCCAAGUAUGGGCCACAUGGAGAAGAGUUAAAAGGCAAACGUGCUAAACUUGCUGGCAGGAGCUUGCAUGCAAAGGGCAUAUUGGUGGAGGUCCGGGGCGAUUGGGCUGCAUUCAAAAGUGUUUUUCGCCUACCAGCUUGGUCUCAGACAGAUGCCUGCUGCUACCGAUGCCAAGCCAACAAGACAAAUCUCAGCUUCAUGGACGCUAGCAGCACAGCUCCAUGGCGACAGCUUCCACUUACACACUGGGAGCUGGUUGGUAGGAUUUUUGCAGCACACGGAUCAUGUUCCCCCUUGUUUGCAUGUCCGGGCUUCAAGACCGAUGUUUUUGCAAUAGAUUGGUUGCAUUGUGUCGACCAGGGGGUCGCGGCGGACUAUUUGGGCUCUUUGAUGCACACAAUCCUCAAGGAAAUCCCCGGAAGCCCAACAGAGAAACUGGCUUGCUUGUUCAAACAUGUGCAGGAUUUUUACAGACGGAGCAAUGCUGAGUCCAGACUGGACAAUCUCACAGCCGGAAUGAUCAAAAAGCAAAAUGCUGCAAGCCCAAAGCUACGAUGCAAAGCUGGCGAGGCUAGGUGCCUCAUCCCGUGGAUCUCUGAAGCUUGUGAGCACUUCCUCACUGGGGACACUGCUGAGCAUCGGGCAGCAACGGAUGCAGGGAAGUAUCUGCAAGAGUGCUAUUCCCAUUUGAGUCCUGCUCGUUUUGAUAGGAAUAAGCUAGCUGCAGCCUGCCGAAAGUUUUUGCUUUUGUAUGCUAGCUUGGCUACCCUGUACAGCAAUCAGUCGGUCUGGCGCUUCAAACCCAAGCACCACCUUUUCCUUCACCUCUGCGAGGAAAGCUUGGACUCCCCAAGCUUGCAUUGGAAUUAUCGCGACGAGGACUUCGGGGGAGCCUGCGCGCUCUGCGCCGCGCCCAUCGACGCGGGCAGCUGCGAGGCGGACCACGUGGUGCCGGUGCACCAGUCCUUCUUCGGGCAGCGGCAGCGGCUGCAGGCCGUGUGGUUGGAGUGCCACCGCGCGAAGACGUUCCUGGAGUGCUCCCACGCCACGAGCCUGGAGAGCCGCUUCUGCCGCCACGUCUACGAGAGCUACGCCUGCUCUCCCCGACUGCCUCCCCUGGUGUGCGGGUUGUCGAAGUGCAACCCCGAGAAGGUGUGCCAGGGCGUGGACGUGGUGCGCUGCCGGAAGAACGCGCUGGCCAACGCCCCCUUCCCGCUGCCCGUCUUCUGCCCCCUGGACAGCAUCCGGCCGGCGGAGGAGGGGCAGCUGGCGGACCUCACCUUCGUGCGGAAGCGGGAGGACAAGCGCGAGGGCUUCAUGGCGCGGCUGCCCUACGUCGGCCCGGGCUGGUACGGGAAGCCGGCGGUGGCCUACAUGCUCGACAUCAUGGAGACUGCCUGGUCGGAGGGGGAGGAGCACUUCGCGAAGCUGAGCGUGAACGCGCUCAUCGGGCUGUGGGCGCGCUCCAAGGACGUCUACUACUCCAUGAGAACGAGCAGCCACGAGGCGGACGCCUGGGGCUCCCAGUUCCUGCAGGUCUUCUUCGACACCGCGGGCGCCUGCCACUACGACCACGUCUACGCCACGGAGCUCUUCACGAACCGCUCCACGCGCCCGGCGCACGACUUCGUGAUGGCCUCCGAGUACGUGGCAAUGGCGAGGAUCCACCGCGCGCUGCGGGAUGUACCACCCCGCUACCUGGUGGCGCUGAAGACCGACUGCCUCGUGUACCAGAACCUGCCGAAAAAGUUCCUCCCCGCCGUGGAGGCGCUCACGCGGCAGCGGCAUCGGGACGGCACGCCGAAGUUCCGUUUUGAAGAGGUAAAGCGGUUGGAGGGAGACUACCGAGAGCCGCGGCUGGAGACGGAGCCGCCGCCGAGGCAGGAGCCCUGGAGGCACGUGGAGGACCCCGUGGCGCACUGUCUCGACGGGGAGAGCCUGCUGCUCUCCGGCAUGCCGGGCACGGGGAAGACGCAUUUGGCGAGGCAGAUCGUGGCGCAGCUCUCGGCGCAGGGCGAGGACGUGACGCUCAUCUCGAAGACACACUGCAGUGUGCAGAACGUGGGCCUGGGGGCGCAGACGGCGGACCUCUGGGUGCGGCGCACCAUCCGCGCUGGCCGCUGCGCGCUGGACUGGCUCGUGGUGGAGGAGGUCACGCAGCUCGACGUGGGGCUGUGGGCCGACAUCGCUGAGCUCUCGACGAACCGACGGGUGCGCUUCCUGCUGCUGGGCGACUUCCGGCAGCUGCCCGCGGUGCAGGACGCCUUCGGGGGCUCGCAGGUGCUGCGCUCGCUGCUGAAGGAGUCGCAGCUGCUGCACGACCUGGCGGGCGGCUGCGUGCACGAGCUCACGGAGAACCGGCGCAGCGACGAGACGAUCUUCCGCUUCCUGCAGUGGCUGCGCGUGGACGAGCCCGAGCAGGCGCCGCUGCGGGAGGCCGUGCAGGCGGCCCGGGAGCGGUUCCCGCGGCGGGGCCACCCCGACACCUGCCUCGUCAUCUCCCACGCCCACAGGAUGGCCAUCAACGAGCGAGAGAACAAGAGGCUGGCCCCGUCGGAGGGCGCGCUGGUCGUGGAGCACCGGGCGCCUCAGCAGGCGGGCACAAACCAGCCGCAGACCAUGAGAGUGUGGCCAGGGCUGAGGCUCGUGGGCGCGGGGGGCAGGGUGCCCAAGGGCUGCUUCGCGACGGUGCGGGAGGUGGCGGAGGAGCGGAUCUCGCUGGACGACGGGCAGAGCUUCACGCCCGCGGAGCUGCUGCGACACACGCGCCUCUGCCACGCGAUUACCUACGCCUCGUGCCAGGGCCUCACGCUGCGGGGGAGAGUGUGGCUCUGCGACGCCGACAACCCGCAUUUUUCAGUCAAGCGGCGCGUCGCGGGCCACGAGCGCGGAGCUCCUGAGCGUGCUGUGAGGACUUGCACCCCGCUGCCCUUGAGGGUGGUGCGCGACACGCACCACCCCCAGAAGUCCCCGAAAUGGUGCUUAAUUGCGCCCGGCUGCCCUUGA